Molecule: messenger RNA, 1097 nt
Organism: Folsomia candida
Lineage: Eukaryota; Metazoa; Arthropoda; Collembola; Entomobryomorpha; Isotomidae
Product: patj homolog
Exons: 3
Coding region: 165-1028 (287 amino acids)
Molecular function (GO): protein binding
Source: RefSeq, a predicted model, not a curated record
UGGGAAAUUUUAAUCCUCUACCUUCUACAAGUGCUCAUUUUGGUGUUGCUUUUUCUUUGUGCUUUCAAGUCGAGGAAGGGAAACGCAACUAUAAUUAAUGUUUUUAAUAACACACCGCGCCAACAGGACCCCUCCAACGGCCACUCCCACCAGACCAACCCCGCAUGCCACUUACCCCUUCGGAGAAAACGACACGAUUAAAUAAGCUAGGGUUUAACAGAGAGAGCAUGAUCGUUCAAAUCAUCGAGCUGACUAAACCCCCAAAAGAGACGAUAUUCGGAAUUUACACGUGCUUCUCCAAAGUCCACCAGGGAUUAAUGGUGUCCGGCAUUGUUCCAGACAGCGCGACCAGUUUGGACGGGCGGUUGCAACGAGGGGACCACAUUAUUCGCGUGAAUGCCCUUAAUAUCGCCGCCCUGCCAGGGAAACGGGCAUACGAAGUGUUCCUGAAGGAGAUGCAAACGAAGACUAAAGUCCGCCUGGUAGUUGCGCGGCCGUUUCGAGUGGAAAAAAGUGAGACGAAAAUCGUUCCAAGCAAUAUUCUAGAGGAUGACGAAGCCCUGGAGAAUUAUUUGGUGGCGGGAAAUAAGUUAACUUCCUUGGAUAAGGCUUUCCCAGAAGGAAAUGUACAAAAGAAUGACGCCUCGAGAAAUUUGGGCACAUCAAUAUUCACCACGGAUAAUGCGAUCCUUCAAACUAUCGAGCUGUCUAAACCUGUGCUAGACAUGAAAUUCGGAGGUGCCACGCACUGGGCAGAAUAUCACGUGGGACUACGCGUGUGUAGGAUUGACCCUGGCAGCUUGAUCCAUCAUGACGGGCGAAUGCAAAUAGGUGACUACAUUAUUCGCAUCAAUGGACACAAUCUAGCCAAAAUGGUGGGAAAAGCGGCACAGGAGGUUUUUGACAGCGUGAUUAAGACCAGUAACAAAGUGACCUUUGUGGUGGCGCGGCCGAUCCCAAAUGGCGGGAAAAUCGUACCAAGCAACAUUCUGCUGGAUGAGGAAGAGGUGAAGAAGUACUUGAAGUAAAUUUGGGGAAUAUGAGAAAUCCUAAAAUAAAUAAUAUCCAAUCUAUUCAAAAUUCCUUGCAAAAUUAAA